Molecule: messenger RNA, 1899 nt
Organism: Symsagittifera roscoffensis
Lineage: Eukaryota; Metazoa; Xenacoelomorpha; Acoela; Convolutidae
Product: phosphatidylserine lipase ABHD16A-like
Exons: 13
Coding region: 33-1703 (556 amino acids)
Biological process (GO): phosphatidylserine catabolic process; monoacylglycerol catabolic process
Cellular component (GO): endomembrane system
Molecular function (GO): glycerophospholipase activity; monoacylglycerol lipase activity
Source: RefSeq, a predicted model, not a curated record
CCUAAUUGUUGUGAUAAACUUAUUAAAUAGAUAUGGCAAUGAGUAAAAUAGUGGGUUGUCUCAUUGGACCUAAAGUGUAUCGUUACAUGAUAACAACUCCUGAAAAGCGCUUCUUGCCCUAUGAGCCCACAUUGCUGGAGACGAUGCCCGAGACUGCAAUUGGAGUGAUAAAAACUCUCUUUUCCUUCACCCGAAAUGCAUGGUUUCUCAUCAUACCCUACAUGUACAUGCGCGAUUACUUCACCAGACAGGGAUGCUUGUACUUGCUUAAUUGGACGGGUGUCGUCACUCUACUAUUCUGUUUUUCCUUUGCAGUCAGAGCAACUGGACGCUUUUUGAACCCUGUUUACUCCAAAUUCGUAGAUGUCAGAUACGAUACAUCUUUGUCGCCAGAACAGAAAAAGGAAGCCCUGGCGAAGUUCUCUUAUGAGUUUUCGCACUGUGAUCCCGACUUCGAUUUGAGUUCAUCUUCCGACAACCGUCUUAGAGACUUCAAACCUACAUUCAGAUUACCACCUCAUUUCACAAUCGCACAAUCAUCUUUUUUGGGGAGAAUAUUCAAAAUGCCAUAUGAUUUGCUCUGCAAUGUGGCGAUGAAUGUGGUUGGACGGCGCAUGAUCUACCCUGGAUCUCUGCAGAUUCUCAACUCUCUUUUAAGUGAACCCAGAGAUGAAGCUCGUUCCAAAUUCCUUCUGAAAUACGAGGGUGCCAGGCGAGUGAAGCUAGUGUCUGAAUUGUCUGACGAAGUGGAUGCAUUUGUGGUGGACAGAAGAAACAAAGACUCUUCGGUUGGUGAAUCGCUCAACGGAGACAAGAUAGUCAUCUGCACUGAAGGCAACGGGGGCUUCUACGAGAUAGGCAUCAUGGCCACUCCCCUCGAGGCAGGCUACUCAGUGCUCGGCUGGAACCACCUCGGAUUCGGAGGCAGCUCCGGUCUGCCUUGGCCGGAGAACGAACAGGCGGCAAUCGACACAGUGUACAAGUAUGCCAGGGUGGAGCUGGGCUUCGCAGAUGAAGACAUUGUGCUGUUUGCAUGGUCAAUCGGAGGAUACGCGACCAGCUGGCUGGCCAUGAAUUAUCCCAACAUCGGAGCAGUCGUGAUCGACGCUUCUUUUGACGAUCUAGUGCCUCUAGCAUUGGCCAAAAUGCCUCAGUUCGCAUCGGGACUGAUCACACGGGGCAUUCGUCUCUUCAUGGAUCUGAGAGUGUCUGAACAAUUGAAGGGCUACCCUGGACCCGUGCUAUUCUACAGGAGAACGAGGGAUGAAAUAAUCACCACUCAGAUGCACGAUCUAUCCUCCAAUCGAGGCAAUGACCUUGCACUAGACCUCAUCGAGCACAGAUAUCCCCACCUAUUUGAAGAGAGUGACGCGUUCAUGCGUGAGUAUGCACUGGACUAUCUGUCUGAGAAGUUAGAUGCAUCUAGCUGGGGCGGCAUGGGCGGGGGGAUGGACAGUAACCAAAAGGACCCGAAUGCCACGGCUGUCAGCUACAGUACAACACAGUCACAUGUGGAGAAGUUCAGAAUGGACGAACUCAACUCGAAAGGCGACUGGUUCCCCUCGCAACUAGGUAGAAAGUCCAGCGAAUCUGAAAAGAAACAGAUACUAGAAUGCCUUCUGCAGAAAUAUAUAACAGAUUUAGCAGAUGUCCAUUGCACUCCAUUGCCAGUCUCCAAGUUCAGAAUCCCAGAACCUAUUUAGACAACAGGAGCAUCCUCUCAUAUAUGCAAAUGAAGCAUAGAACAGACAAACAGAACAGACGUCAUCGAUCGUUGAGAUGAAUGAAAAUCCCAUGAUUUAAUUCCAUGCAUUCGGCAAUUGAUUUUUUUCCCACAAGCAACGCUUGUUAUCAAGUUCGAAUUUGAAUAAAUCCAGUCGGACUGAACAUUAUCGAUUA